Messenger RNA from Homarus americanus (American lobster), 1080 nucleotides. RefSeq names its product tigger transposable element-derived protein 1-like. Gene Ontology annotation, cellular component: nucleus. The transcript has a single exon. The record is from RefSeq and is a predicted model, not a curated record. Bases 1 to 1080 code for a protein of 359 amino acids. NCBI's taxonomy places the organism in Eukaryota, Metazoa, Arthropoda, Malacostraca, Decapoda, Nephropidae. Gene Ontology annotation, molecular function: DNA binding.
AUGCCGAAGCGACCAGCUACGAAAACUCCCUUCAAUGCUGCUAAGAGAUCACAUGUGGCAUUUAUGUUGGACCUGAAAUUGGAUAUUGUAAAAAGACAUGAACACCGAGAAGGAACGUCAGUGAUUGGGCGCGUGCACGGCUUAGCUCCCUCUACGGUGCAUUUUAUAGUUAAAAAUGCCGACAAGAUCAAGGAGAUGGCCAGGUCUGCAACACCACUGACGGCUACGAAGGUGACGAGGUUUCGUGAUGCUGGAAUGGAGAGUAUGGAGCAGAUGUUGAGCACGUGGAUUGAUGACCAGACCCAGCGCCUUAAAACACCUUUAUCGCAAUGCAUGAUUCAACAGAAGGCAAGAUUGCUGUGGAAAGAUAUAACUAAAGAUAAACCCAACGUACCUGAGUUCAGUGCCAGCCGUGGAUGGUUUGAUAGAUUUAGGAAACGUAUAUCAAUCCACAACCUAAAAAUGCAAGGAGAAUCGGCUAGCGCCGACCAUGAAGCAGCAGAGAAGUUCCCACCAUUUCUCGCAACCAUAAUUAAGGAGGGUGGGUACAGUCCUAAGCAAGUCGUCAACCUGGACGAGACCGGACUCUUCUGGAAGAAAAUGCCUUCACAGACCUACAUAUCUAAGAAGGAAAAGACCUCACCAGGAUUCAAAGUUGCCAAGGACCGCCUCACUCUAUUGAUUGGUGGAAAUGCUGAGGGUGACCUGAAGUUAAAGCCUCUCCUUGUGUACCGGUCUGAAACACCCCUUGUUCUGAGGGGGGUUGCGAAGGGACAAGUUCCUGUCGUCUGGCGUUCAAACAGUAAGGUGUGGGUGACAGGGUCUGUGAUGCACGACUAUAUGUUCAACUAUGUGUCCGGUCGCAUUAGUCGCUAUAAUAAGGAAAAUGAUUUUGAUGAUAAAGCUCUGAUGAUGAUUGACAAUGCACCAGGUCAUCCACCAGCUAUGGUUGACUGGUGUAAAACAUUAAAGUUGUGUUUUUGCCUCCCAACACACGACUUUGCUGCAACCUAUGGACCAGGGCGUCAUCUCUACAUUCAAGGCGCUCUACACUCAGCGUAUCAUGGAGCAGUUGAUUGA